Molecule: messenger RNA, 907 nt
Organism: Solanum lycopersicum (tomato)
Lineage: Eukaryota; Viridiplantae; Streptophyta; Magnoliopsida; Solanales; Solanaceae
Product: endo-1,3;1,4-beta-D-glucanase
Molecular function (GO): hydrolase activity
Source: RefSeq, a predicted model, not a curated record
GGUAUUGAAAAAUUACGAUGGAUGUUCAUGUAGCUUACUUUGAUGCCCAAUAAUAUUGUUAUGUCGGGUCCUGAGUGUUGUGAAAAUCCACCAAAUUACCUGAGCGGCGGUGGCGGAGGAGGAGGAGCUGGUCAUGUCCAACAACUUGGUGGUUUCAACUGUUAUCUUUCUGGUCCUCUUGAUUCUGCUCAAGCUAUAAUCCUUGUUUCUGAUGUUUUUGGAUAUGAAGCUCCAAAGUUGAGAAAGCUUGCAGAUAAAGUUGCAGCAGCUGGAUUCUAUGUAGUAGUCCCUGAUUUCCUGCGUGGUGAUCCUCGUAUACCUAAUGAUGAGAAGCCUUUAGAAGUAUGGAUAGUAGAUCAUGGACCGGAUCAAGGAUUCGAAUAUGCAAAACCAGUUAUUGAAGCUUUAAAGAGCAAAGGUGUAACAAAGAUCGGAGCAGCAGGCUUUUGUUGGGGAGCUAAGGUAGUCGUUGAACUAGCAAAAUAUGCUUAUAUUCAAGCUGCAGUGCUAUUGCAUCCUUCAUUUGUCGUUAUAGAUGAUAUGCACGCUGUUAAGAUUCCAAUCUCAAUAUUGGGAGCGGAGAUUGACAGAUAUUCUUCACCUGAGCUUGUCAAGCAAUUUGAGAUGGCCUUAAAUGCGAAGCCUGAGGUUGAUGCAUUUGUGAAGAUUUUUCCUGGGGUUACACAUGGCUGGGCCGUGAGGUACAACGAUGAAGAUGAAUUAGCUGUAAAAUCUGCUGAAGAGUCUCAUCAAGACAUGUUGGGUUGGUUUGAGAAACAUCUCAAGUAAAAUUUGCGUAAUAACAUGUUAUCUUUGUAUGUAUUUGGUAAUAAGGUUUGGGUGGGUUUUCUUUGUAUGCAAAAUGAGUGUUGUUUGUGUUUGAUUUAUGAGAUAAUUUGUGACACAA